AUAGGCCACCACGCCAUGGACAACAAGAGCAGUGUGAAGGUGUGAAGCGUGUAUUUUAAAGUGAAACUAACUUGAGAUAAAACCAUUGGAUCCGACUUGUGAUUUCGGUACAAAAACUUUCCUGGUGCCGCUACCCAAAUAGUAAGUCGUGCUUUGAAGAAAUGGAUGACGUUAGAGCCGUCGUAUUGGAUAUCGAAGGCACCGUUCUAUCUAUCAGUUUUGUUAGAGAUACCCUAUUCCCAUAUGCCAAGGAAAACCUUGGAAAAUACCUGAAAGAUCACUGGAACGAACCCGAGCUUAUGAAAGUAGUUGAUGAGCUUCGUGUCCAGGCAGAGAACGAUCUCAAGAGCGGCCAGUACAACAGUGUACCGAACAUUCCUCCGGCAGCACAAGGAGAUGGGUCCUUGGACAAAUCAGAUCUUCUGUUGAAGAGCGUGGAGGCUAAUGUCUUGUGGCAAAUGGAUCACGAUCGUAAGACGGCAGCGCUCAAGACACUUCAAGGCCUCAUCUGGUUGCAGGGCUAUUGCGACACACGACUUGUCGCGCCAUUGUACGAAGAUGUGGUUCCUGCCCUGGAGAAGUGGAAGAUUGAAGGAAAACGUAUCUUCAUCUAUUCCUCAGGGAGCAUCCAGGCACAGCAACUCCUCUUCUCACACACUACGCGUGGCAAUGUUUGUAAUCUUUUAGACGGCUAUUUUGACAUUGUCACUUCUGGCAACAAAAUGCAGCCAGCGAGCUACACAAACAUAAGUGAAUCCAUCGGACUUCCUUCAUCGAGGAUAUUGUUCCUUACAGAUGUGGUAGCCGAGGCCCAAGCAGCACGGGCUGCAGGAAUGCAGUCGAGACUGGUGGUUAGGCCGGGGAAUUCCCCCCUGACAGAUGACGAGAAGAUCACGUACCAAUAUGUUUCCUCUUUCAGCGAGCUAUGAUGUUCCGUGUCACAAUAAAAGUUGGCAACCUUGUGA
Molecule: messenger RNA, 965 nt
Organism: Ornithodoros turicata
Lineage: Eukaryota; Metazoa; Arthropoda; Arachnida; Ixodida; Argasidae
Gene: Enoph
Product: enolase-phosphatase E1-like
Exons: 6
Coding region: 162-929 (255 amino acids)
Molecular function (GO): acireductone synthase activity; magnesium ion binding
Source: RefSeq, a predicted model, not a curated record